Molecule: messenger RNA, 899 nt
Organism: Rotaria sordida
Lineage: Eukaryota; Metazoa; Rotifera; Eurotatoria; Philodinida; Philodinidae
Source: the annotation of a GenBank genome assembly
ACAACAGGAUGCACUUCAUGUGAGUUUUAGUAGAGUUUAGUACAUUGUGCACAUGGUAAAAUAUUUCAUUUUUUAUAGGUAGUAAUUAUUGUUGGAAUAGUACGGGUGUAGCUCUUUGUGGAACUAGUUCUAGUACUAUUAGUGACCCUCGAACUAUUAAUAUAGCUACAGACGAUACCAUUUAUGUUGCUGGUCAUCAAACUGGAGUUCUGAAGUGUACAGCGAGUCAGACCAGUACUAGUCUAGCAACAACAGCUUAUGGUGAUCAUGUUGAUUAUAUUAGUUUUGAUAGAAAUGGAUCCAUGUAUACAAAUGAUCAUAAUGACGAUACGGUACGUCGUUAUGCAUCAGGUUCUUCAACUGGAGUUCUUGUGGCAGGAGCUGGCUCAUCUGCUACUGGUACUUUCGCUCGUCCAGUUGGUACUGCUAUUGAUGACAACUUCAAUCUUUACGUAGGUGAUCAAGAUGCUAAAUUAGUGAAAAAGUUGGCAGCAGGUUCAUCAAGUCUUGUUACUGUUAUCAACACUGCCAGUUACAUUGACAAACUCUCGGCACUUUUAUUUCCAAAAGAUGCAUCAGAUCGACUUUUUAUGAGUGAUGAAAACCAAAAGGAAGUUUACUUAUGGAAAUUUAAUGCAACUGCUCCGAGUGUGACAUACACAAAUGUUGCUGGUGGUACUACACUUAAAAAACCGAGAGGUCUCAAAUUAGAUCCUUACGGAAAUUUAUAUGUUGCAGACAAUGAUAAUUCUCGAAUAGUGAUGUAUUGUGUAAAUUCUACAACGGGCAUUGUUAUAACGUCGAUCUCUGGCAAACCAGAAGAUUUGGCAUUUGAUUCUGAUAUGAAUCUUUAUGUAUUGACAGACACAGGAAAAAUAUUAAAACAUAGUUUACUAUAG